This is a messenger RNA of Cannabis sativa, 360 nucleotides long. Its product is annotated as glutathione S-transferase U25. NCBI's taxonomy places the organism in Eukaryota, Viridiplantae, Streptophyta, Magnoliopsida, Rosales, Cannabaceae. Gene Ontology annotation, molecular function: glutathione transferase activity. Gene Ontology annotation, biological process: glutathione metabolic process. The record is from RefSeq and is a predicted model, not a curated record. The transcript is spliced from 2 exons. Gene Ontology annotation, cellular component: cytoplasm. Bases 1 to 360 code for a protein of 119 amino acids.
AUGGGAGAUGAGGAUCAGGUUGUUCUAUUGGAUUUCUGGGGUAGUAUGUUCGGCAUGAGAGUGAGAAUAUGUCUAGACGAAAAGGGUAUCAAGUACGAGUAUAAAGAACAAGAUCUUCUUGACAAAGGUCCUUUACUUCUUCAAAUGAACCCCAUUCAUAAGAAGAUCCCUGUUCUCAUCCACAAUGGAAAACCCAUAUGUGAGUCUCUUAUCAUUUUGCACUACAUCGAAGAGGUUUGGCCUCACAAAGCUCCUCUCCUACCAUCCGAUCCGUACCAGAGAUCCCAAGCAAGGUUCUGGGCUGACUUCAUUGACAAUAAGUCGACUAAUUUGGCUUCAGACAUCCCUCUUUUUGAUUGA